Molecule: messenger RNA, 1241 nt
Organism: Pseudomassariella vexata
Lineage: Eukaryota; Fungi; Ascomycota; Sordariomycetes; Amphisphaeriales; Pseudomassariaceae
Product: WW domain binding protein 11
Exons: 1
Coding region: 84-911 (275 amino acids)
Biological process (GO): RNA processing
Source: RefSeq, a predicted model, not a curated record
CACGAGGCUAACCACGGAUUACCACCAAGUUGCUGUAGCCUUUGAUCUCCUCUUUGGCCGCUCUUUCCGCUGCUUGUCCGAAUAUGCCCAAGGAACGCAACUAUAACCCCGUGCAAGCCCAGCGCAAAGCUGACAAGGCCAAAGCGAUCAAGAAGGGGAAGACCGAGGCCGUAGCACGCCGAAACGAGAAGCUCGGAAAGCGAAACCCAGAACGGAUUCAAUCACAAAUCGAUGAUCUCAAACGAAUCACAUCUUCCGGAGGCAAGCUCACGAAGCACGAAGAGACUGUACUAGAAGGCCUUGAGCGAGACUUAAAGGCCGUCCACAAGGCGAGAGAAGCGCUUGGGGAGAAUGCACCGACUUUCAGUCGCGGCGGUCCUCAAACCGGAGGCUACGGAGAGAAUGGUGUGCUGGGCAAGCGAAGACGAGGUGGUGAAGAUGCUUCAAGCAGCGACAGCGACGUGCCAGACGACGUCAAGAGCAUACCUAUGCCUCGAGACACCCCGCCCCCGAUCCCUAAAGAAGUGAUGGACAAAUGGUACGCAAAGCGCAGAGAGAGACGUGCGAAGUCAAACGCAAACCCGAACGAGACACCCCUUGGAGAAAGGGGAGGAAGGCCGGUACCGCGUGGAGAGACACGCAAACAAGCUGCGCCUCCCGUGGAAGUCAAGACAGUAUACGAAGCCAAGCCUGUGAUCCGCGAUUUGAGGAAGGAGGCCGUCACUGCCUUCGUGCCGACUGCUGUCAGGAUGAAGAUGGAGAAGGGUCGAGGUCGAGGUGCACUGCUGGAGCCCGAGGAGGCCGACCAACUGGAACGAGAAGGAUAUCUGAAGACUCAAUCCAGACCAGAGGCUGCACCAAAAGGGAUGCACAAUGUCACCAUGGAGGACGCUGAAGACGAUGAGGCUUAACCGACCGAAAAUUUGGCUGCAUCAACCCAUGAGCUAUGGACCGAUGAUGCUACAAAUGUGCAAUAUUGCGACAGGUUUACUCUUCAAGAUCACUCAGCCAGGCUUAAUUGAGUAUUCUCUACGACCUCAUCGGAAACUUCUUCCAUAUUUUAGAUGCGGCCUUGAUGGAAAUGUGUCAAUUCACUCACGCCUUUGCGCCUCCCCGCAUUCAACCUCGCGUUUCGCAAAAAGUCUAGUUGUUGGGGGUCUCGACAAUAGCCGGCAUGCCGGUAGAUACCAAUAGCGCCUGCAGCGUGAUAAUAGUGUGUGUUCGGUCUAGUAGCAUGCCCC